Molecule: messenger RNA, 2043 nt
Organism: Aphanomyces astaci
Lineage: Eukaryota; Oomycota; Saprolegniomycetes; Saprolegniales; Verrucalvaceae
Exons: 2
Coding region: 833-1192 (119 amino acids)
Source: RefSeq, a predicted model, not a curated record
CACGAAAUAUACCAGAUAUUUUUCUAAAUUAACCGCAAAGUGAUGUAGUAGACGUAAAACAUGCUACAGCACUGGUUACACAUUUAACUAGAUCACUUGCAAGCAUCUUGUCGAGUUGAAGGCCGUGUGCACGGCUCCGUCUUGUCCCAACACCACGAUGCCGUCAUUGGCGGCACCAGUCCGCUGAUCAUCCUUGCGCUCUCGUGCCCCGCUCAACUUUCGAUACACGACAACCACCAGCGCCAUGGCCACAACCCCGGCCAUUCCAAUGCAUGUAAACAUGAUGAUCGCACUGGUAGACAUAUUGGACUCCUCCGACGUGGCGUUCACUGACACGUCAUGCCCGCUUGGAGUCGAAGUUGCCGAAGUGGCUUCUUGUUGCUGACCAACGGGGGCGGUGACCACGGGCUCUGAGGGAGAAGCCCCCGCUUCUGUUCCAUUUCCAACAGUCGUUGUUGCGGGGAUUACAUCAGAUGUCGCCGACGGAGUACUUGUAGAGACAUUGGAUGAAAAUGGUUCGUCAGGUAAAGGGGUUUCGGUUAUGGGUGGCACUUCGGUGGUCAGAGGUGCACUGGUGGUGAUAAUAGGUACAUCUGUGGUGGUGGUAGUAGUAGUAGUAGGGGUCACCACAGUUGUGAUUGGGCGGAACGAAGUAGGGUAAGGUCGUGGCGUUGAGGUAGUUGGUACCGUUGUUGUGGUUGGGGUAGUUGAUGGCGUCGGCGCUAUAGUCGUGACUUGAGUGGUCGAGGUGGUGGGAGCCUCUGUGGUUGUGGAAGGUCGUGAGGUUGUUGGAGUGGCAGAUGUCCAGGUAAAAGGUGUGGUAGGAGGACUGAUGGUCGUGGUAGCUGGGGCCAACGUUGUACUCGGUAGCUUUGUUGUCGUCGUCGUGGCAGUGGUAGUUGGUGGAUUUGUGAUGGGGGUUGCUGUUGUGACUGGAGCAGCAGUGGUCACCACAGGGGGGGCCUCCGUCGGUCGGGGGGUCUCAAGUGCGGUGGAAGGCGUGGGGCUAGCCCACGACCCCCCGGCACCAAUUUUGGGCAGCCCCUUCACAUCCACAAACCAACUGUUGUCCCACAACGAGGCAAAUCCGUCCGGAAAGAACGCGCCGGCGCUUGGCCCUUCUUGGGCGUCGGCUGUCCGCCCACUGCAGGUUCCGUCGCUCUCCCCGGGCACCUUGAGCCACAAGUUGUAGUCCACGAGCGGAUGGCCCGUGUCGGUGCCUGGUGGGGCACCGAUGCCCGCCGACCGAGAGUUGCACCACUCGUCCCCCACCGAUCCUCGAUAGUUGCGAGAUGUGUCGAACACACAGUGGAGCCCCCCCGUGGCCCCUGAGAUAGUGCUGCAAAACGACAUGAGCUGGGCGUUGGUCUUGUAGUUGGACGUGUUGAUAGUCACGCCGUCGAGUCUUCCAGCCGUCUUGAGGUCGUUCAGAACCUUGGUGGCUUCGGCGACGUUGGCCCAGCUCGCCACGUCCACGUAUACUUUGGCGUUGGGGUUGCCGCUCGAAAUGAGUCCAAGGGCGACUUUGAGGUUGUCUAGGUAGUUGUUUUCCUUGGCGCAGUAGUCUUUGGACAGCAGACCGAUCGCAUCCGGUUCCAGCACGUACACCACCUCUCUGGAGCCUACGCGCGAGACGAGGCUCUGCACCCACGUUUUGUACAUGGCUGCGUCUUUGUUGUUGCCGCUACUAGAGAAUCCGUCGGCGCAGUCCUUGUUGGGCAGACCGUAGAUGACAAUGGAAGGUACUUGGCUACCCGAGCACUUUUGAAGGAGGUCACUGAUGGCGUCACCCCCGCGGUCCGUGUACCACGUAGCAACGGCAUUCUUGCUGAGUUCGUUGAGGGCGCCUUGGAGUUUUGGGUUGGAUGAGGCUGCUUGCGUCCAGGAGUAGGGUAUCAGGGCGUUGCAGAUGCUAGCAGCAUGGGUCGACUCGACCAGGAGUGUGCCUAGGGUGAAUAAAGGCACCAGGAGCUUCAUGUUGGGCUCGGAUGAAAUUGUGAAAAUGGUAGGUGAUAGUACGAUGUCGCCCAAUGAUGGCGACUG